Molecule: messenger RNA, 10080 nt
Organism: Cinara cedri
Lineage: Eukaryota; Metazoa; Arthropoda; Insecta; Hemiptera; Aphididae
Source: the annotation of a GenBank genome assembly
ACCAUGGCGAAAUAAGUCAUGGCGGCUGUGAGUUCUUCUUGAACUUGUUCUUUCAUUUUUUUCACGCAAGGGUCAACCAUUGUGAUCCAAUCAUCGGGAAUUACAACCUGAGGUAGUUUACCUGUAAAACAACAGUGCGAUUAAUAAUAGCCAAUAAAAUAAUAACUAAUAAAACGUAUAGAGUUUUGCACACUAACAUGUCAUUUUUCCUUGAACGCCGUUUUGGCUGGCCGUGAAAAGAACGGCGACGCCGAGUAAUGCCAGUUUGAACAUGAUGUUCGCCGGCUUGUUGUUCGAAACGGAACGAAAAAGAAAUUACCAACAAUGGCAAAACUGGAAAAAAAAAAAAAACAAAGAAAAGAAAAACAGACGUGAAUUCGGAGCAGACGGUGAAACAAGACUACGAGUAAUGGCGUAUGACUAAUGGCGCGGCGGACAAAACGAAUUGGACGACACAAACAAAACGCGAAACAAAGCGCGCCGAGCAGAACUAAUGCGGCUCGACCUGGUGAUGGUAAAUAACAAUGACGGGACGGGCAACAGCGAACGCUGCGCACAACGGCACAAUGGUCGGUUGUAAAAAUAGCAAUUAAACGUAAACAGAUUAACAAUACAAACAACACGCCGAGCAAAAAAUUAGAUCGUAGGUACGUACUUAUUGCGGACGUGCGGCUGUGCGGACGAUAGACGGUAGGCACGGUGGUACGCUUCAACGUCCAACAGACAGACGUAUCGAACAGAUAAUAGCUGCGGAAGGCGGUUUGACACUAUGCAGUAUGCAUUAUUUAUCGGAGCGCGGAACGCACCGAUGUCCCCUCCCCCCAGCCCCCCGCCGCGUCGCGCGGACGGUCGGCCGUUCGAUUUCCGCGGGUCGCGGGUCGAAACCGUCGCUUGCGAUUCAUGUUGUUUGCGCGCGCACUGUUGACAAAGACAAGAGCAGGGAAACAGUAUUGGGAAAAAAAAAAAAAAAUAAAAUAAAAAUAAAACGUACUGCGCCUUAUCUGAAUGUAUUUAUCGGUAAUCUGUUGCACUGUGUAAAUUCGUAUUACGAAAGCCCCGAGCGUUAUAAUUCUUUUUCGAUACCGUGCCAUACAAAUAUUGUGUGCUGUUCGUGACCAAUCCCGCUCCAGUCCGUUUUCAGCAACGCCUAGCCCAACCGUCGUUAUCGCCGUCGUCGUCGGUCGUUCGAGAAGUGCGCGUCGCCGCUUUGUCCUCGCUACGAACCCGAGUCCGCGCUCGCUCACGUCAUUUGGUGUGCCGUUCUUCCGAGGGUCAACACGCAACUGUUUCGCGUCCGUCGUCAGAAAACUUAAACGCGUAAGUACGGUUUGCGAGUCGCACGUUUAAUAAUAAUAAUAAUUAUAUUGUUCUUGUCUUUGUCCAUUUUCGGUUUUCCCGUCCGACAAUAUUAAAAAUUAUAAUUUCUGAUUGAAUAAUCGACUUGCCCAGGCGUAUUUAUAAUUGCCGUGGUACUUUCGCGGAACAACGUCGUUUUCUAUAAAUUGUCGGCGAAAUGUACGCAUAAAUAAUAUCGGUAGUAUUUAGUUACAUCUACGGGGAAAGUGGUGAGGGGGAGGCGGGUGUUUUAACAAAGACCGCGGCCUUAGUAGAAUUCGAUUAGUUCAUAGGUCAAAAUAAUAACUAACAAUAUGUACAUAAACAAAUCGCUGGUGUUCUUUGACAUUUUAUAUCACUGCUUUUUAUAUUAUUACCUACUAAUAAUUUAAGUAAACAGCGGAUUGUACUUAUAAUACUUGAGCCGCGACUUUAAAACAAACAUUUUGUUUUUGUUUAGAAACAUUGUAGCUGUUAUGAUCAAACAAUCUAAAAAAAAAACUUCGAAUUUUUGAAAUGCCGUAUUUCAACUUCAAACCUUUUUUUAUAACAGAUGAAGUUUUCACUUUGAAAAUAAUAGUGUACUCAGAAAUUUCUUUUAACUAUUAUUUUAGAAGUUUUAUAAAAAUCUAAAUUAAAUCCUAGAUUUGUUGACAUUGGCAGAAAUUGUAGGGAGCCUUGAGGGGUCUAAGCCCCUCAUACAAAACAUAUAAAUAGAGAAAUUAGCCCUCUUAAAUUAGUAAUUUGAAGGGGACUAAUUUAUAUGUUUGUACGUUUUGAGUGGGCUUAGACUUCUCGACCCUGCCUACCACAAUUUUGGACAAUGUUUGUUGGCAAAACUUUGUCACAUAACAUGAAAAAAAAAAAGAACCAAAAAUGUGAAACCAGGUCUUUGGUGACCUUCAUGAGCUAAAUCAUUAUAAAACCAUAAACUUUAAAUUGUUAAUUUUUGUACUCUAGCAUUUUCAAUCUGGUACAGCUGCAAGGAGGAUAGUGUUCUAACUGUACACUUAACUCUCGCUACACAAGACCAGACCUUCGGCCAACUCUGUUCUCUCACUUUUCAACUUUAAAUUAAAAAUAAUGUAGUUACUUGGAUAAAGUCCUGAAGUUUUUUUUUUGCAUUAAGUAAUAGUUUCCAAAAAACAUUUUUAAAAACACAUCUUUCAAAAAAAAAAUUUUGAAAUUUUUGAAGGAGUAUGGUAAAGUACACUUUAGCAUUUUUUUUUUGAAUUUAAUAAGUUGGUUUUGCAUCUUAUUGUUUCUAAAUCUAAACAACAGUUCCUAACCUUUUUAUAUCCAUUUACCUAUCACACAUUUUGAAAUUUUUUACAUACUAAUUGAUUUAAUAACUUUUUUUUUACGUAUCAAACAAUAAAACAUGCUUAUACAUUAUUUUAAUAGUUUUUUAUUAUCAAAAUUAUUAAAAAACUACAUGGACAUUUAAUGCACAAAAAUAUAAUUUAAUACCUAUGCGCAGUGAUUAUUUUUAUUAUUGGAUUUUACUAUGCUUUAUGUACUAUCUAUGAGCUUUUUGUAUUGGGAACCACAUACAUUGGGAUCUAAAGUAAAGACCAGUGUCGCCAUAUAAAUAAAUGUCACUAGUUUAUACAGUGUCCCAUAUGUUGACAGAGUUUAUUAAAGCUGUUAAUAUUUAAUUUUUUUUUUUUUAAAUAAUUGUCUUAUUUGAUUUUCUUUAAGGGAGAUAUCUAUUUAGAAAAAAAUUGUAUUUUUUUAUUUUAUUUUAACCACUAAAAAAAAUAUUUUAUUUAUUUAAUUUACAAGAUUUUUAAAAUAUCCAUUUUGAAAAAAACAUUAUUUUAAACAUUUUAAUUUAUCAUACCCAAUCAAUAGUUUUUUUUAGUAAGAGCUGUUUUAAUUUCUAACAUUUUAAAAUAAAUCAACUCAUUCCUUAUCAUGUAACAUGGUCUCAUUUUCAUCUUUUCUCUAAAAAUUAAAAUUGCUGUUACUAAGAAACUAUUGAUCAGAUAUGAAAGUAUGAUACAUUAAAAUUUUUAGAAUAAUAUACAUUAAUUACUAAAUGGCUAUUUUAAAAAUUUUUUAAAUUAAAUAAUAACAAUUUUUUUUUUUUAAAUUGGUGGUGAAAAUUAAAAUUAAUUUUUUCUUUAAAAUCUAAAUAGAUGUCUUUUCAAAAAAAAAAAAAAAAAUGGACACUAAUAGUGAGAUUACAUGAGCAUUUUAUUAACGGACGUUAUUUAUGGUCGUUACUUUUCCGGUCACACUAGCUAGGAACAUCAUCAGUUAUCAUCAAAAUGGAUGACGAAGAGGUUGCGAUUUUUGCGUAUACUGCUUUGAAAAUUAUUCGUUUGUCUUUGUCAAUUGAAUCUAAUAACAAUCUACAACGCUGAUAAGCAAAUCGUAACGGGCGUUAUAGUAUGUCUUGCCUAUCACCAACGGACAGUAAAUCCAACAGACUGUGUGGUUACUAGGUAUGGUUGUAAUGAAUUUCAACCGUCAUAACGUCCGUUAAUAAAACCCUCGUGUGACCUCACUCUCAGUAUAAAUAAUAAUUUAAAGAUACCUAUCAUACAUUUUAAGAGUUGUCAUGACUGGAAGACACCAAUGCUACAAAAACAACUAUGUGCAUCUACUACUCUAUCAUGGUAAUAACAUUUUUUUACUCCAAAUGUAAAUAGCUACAAUGUUAUAUUGAGCUAAUAAUGGCUACACUGAAUUAGUUUUAUCAAAAUUCAAAUAGAUGAAUAUUUAGUUAGAAUUCAUCAUUUAAUAUUGUGUUAUGUCAUCUUCAUAUUAAUAAAUAAUUGUUAUCUGUUAUAUUUGUUUCUCAUUUGUUCAAAAUCUGAAUGUUUUUAUGAGGCAUCUUGGUUUUUUGGCUCUAACUGGUUUAGAUUUUAACUACAUAUUUUUUCAAAAUUCUAACUGUUGGAUGAUGUAUUAAACAUCACCUACAUUUAUAAAUAUAAAGCUACAAUUUUAUAAUUAAUACUUAAUAAAUGGUUAUUUUCUCCUAUAUUUAAUGAUGCAAUGUUUCUAAUUUUUCAUAACGAAAUCAUCACAAAGAAAAGAACUACCAGUGUAUGGCACAAAUAAAUUUUUGAAAAUUUUGUUAUUUGAUUUGUGUUAUUAUUUCUUAAAUGGCUAGGUUUAGUCGUGUUAACUCUUAAAAUUCAUGAUUUCUUUAAAUUAUUGUUGAUAUAAUUUAUUAACAAUUUACAAGUAAUAAUACAUAAAUUGUACUAGUGGCAUUCAUUAAUAUGGUGGCAUUGACUGGUAUAUUUGUAUUUCCCCUUGUUAUUUUUAGUAUUUUUUUAAGUGAUAAUAUUAAUGAUUUAUCUGUAUCUAAUAAGUUGUAUAACUGCAAAAAAAAUUACUUUUUAAAAAAUAUUACUGUUGCAUACAUUUGUAAUUUGAUUAAAUUAUUUAAUUUAGUUUUUUAAUGAACAGGUUAACAAUAUUAAAAAAAAUCUAAAUGAAGUUAAUUUUUUGACUGAACAACUAAUUAUAGUUGUGUAACUAAUUUAUGAAUUUUAAAAACUUGUAAAACUGUUGUCAGUGAUAAAUUGAAUAAAUAAAUAAAAACCAAUCUAUCUGAAUUCAAUCAAACCCUAUCUGAUUUUAUUGAUUUAUUUUUAAAAUAAUUUUAUUAUAUGAGUAACUCAUUAAGGAUUGUAAGCAUUAUUUAACUAAGCUUGGAUAAUCACAUUAAAUGUAAACAUGUUUCAAUAUAUUAGUGAAGUUAAAUCUUAAACAUUUGGAAUUAUUACAUUAAUUAUACUUACUACUGUAUAAUAUAUUCAACUUGUAUUGACAAGUAUAAUAAAUACUUACUAUAUGUAUUGUUAAUGAUAUGAUAAAUUCUUAAGUGGAUAAAAUAUCUAUGGUGUAGUUUUGCACAAUAAUAAGUAAUAAAUAAUAACCAUUUAGGUACAUCAGCUAUUUAAUUACCUAUUUUUUUCAGUUGUUGAUUUAAUCAUAAACAAUUACCUAUUGUACUUUCGCAGUAAUUAUAUGAUAAUGAAUAUUUUGUUUAAGUUCAAGUAAUAUAAUAUACAAAUUAAUUCCAUAUUUAAAAUAUUCACUGUAAAAUAAAAUAAUUAUUUAAGUAAUUAAAUCAUCCAAGUUGUAUUUUAAUAUAAUUACCAAAUAAAUAUUUUUGAAAUACCUAUAAACUAAUAACAUUUAGUUUCACAAAUAAAAAAAAUACCUACUUCAGCAGUUAAUUUUGUUAUUUUGUUUUAAACAUCUUCAUUUGGCAAUUAAAAUUAGGUGUUUAUUAUAUAUUUUUAGACAAUUUUUAGAAACAUAAUUAUUUUUAUUGUUCAUUAUUUUUCUUGAACCAUUUAUAAUAAAGGUAAAUUAUUCUUUGUAAUUUAAAUAUUGUAGUGGUAUAAGUUAUUUAUUGAGGAAAACAUUGCUAGUUGAGAGCUAGUCGAGAACUAAUGGUUUAAUUAAAUUAAUAUAAUAUACUGAAUUAUUUCUUAACUCUGCAGAGUUAUAAUAUUAUGUAUUUCUAAAGAUUUUAAGGUACAUAAAUCUAGGUUGUACUCUGGAACCUUGGUAUCUCGAAGCCUUAAGAGAAUAUAACAAAUAAAAUUUGAAUAAAAAUGUUUAUUUUUUGAGAGAAAUUUUUAUCUAUUGUAUACAUAUUAUUUAUUUGUAUUUGUCAUUUGUAAAAUCUAUGUGACUAUCACCAUUAUAGGUUACUAGCUGAACUAUAAUUAAAUAUUAACAUUAUUACAGUGUUGUACAUAUUACAUAUAAUCUCAGUCCACAUUUACCAUUUAUUUUAUCGGCAUUCUAUACUUUAUCUAUUAGUAGGUACUAAUGAUACUAAUGAUAGAUGAUAUCCUAGAGUAUUAUCUCACAUUAUUUGAAUUAAUGGAUAUUGGAUAUUGGAUAUUGACUUUGACUUAAAAAAAAUUCAAGAUAUGGAAAUUUGGUAUACUAAUUAACGUGUAAGUCUAAUAUUGAAUGAUCGGGACUGAAAAAAAAAAUUUGAAAUACAGGAACUUGAGAUAGCGAGGUUCCACUGUAUUAUAGCCUAAUUUGAGAUCUUAAAAGAAAAUUAGUGUUUAAAUUCAACCUGAAUUAAAUUCAAUACUUAAAUAGAAUUAGUUGUAGUUUUUAAAGUUUGAUGAGUUGUUAUUUAAUAAAUAAUAAGUACUAAUAAAAUAUUUACUUUAUCCAAGACUUUGAAUAUAUGAAAAAAAAAUUACAAAAUUAAAUUUUAUUAUGAUCUAUUUAAAUCUUAAUUCUUAAAUUUUUUCCAAUUACCAGUAGAGCAAAUUUUUAUAUUCCCUAAAAAUCUUUAAAUUUAUUUGCAUAUGAUAUGUACUACAAAUACCAAAAAAAAAGUAUAGAUAAUAUGUCAUAUUAAUAUAUUAUCUUUUAAUAAAUUGGAAAACUAAUUACAAUUUAUUUGAAUAAAAUAAAUAAAUUUUAUAUUAUUUUUAUAUAAUUAAUAUUUUAAUAUUUCAUUUAAAAUAUAAGUACUUACUAAUGACCUUGCAUACAAAUCCAAAAUGUCGAAAUAUGAAGAAUACAAUUUUGUAUGUAGAAUUGUUUCAUAAAAUUUUGAUAUAAACACUAUAAACUAUUUUUUUUUUAUAAGGGGUUGAACUUUAAAUAUUUACUAUAAAUCUAUAGUCAUACUAUUGUCAUAGUAAAAUUGUUAAUUUGUAUUUUUUUCAGUAUCAAAAAUGAGUAUUAAAUUAUUUAUAAUUUGUAUGACAUCCGUCUUUUGUGUCGGGUAUGUCUCUGGUGAUUACUGCUACAAUGAUGUGGUUGGAGCUUGCAGCCCAGUGGGUUUGUUCUUUUUUUUUUUAUUAUUAUUUUUGUCUAUUUAGUAAUUCAUGUUAAUUAUUAUCAUAUAUUUAUAAUACUUUACAGGAGGGGAAGUACAAAAUUGUAAUGCACGAUAUGGAGCAUUUAAAAGCGAUGAAUUAUUAGCUAAUGUUCAAAAUUAUGCCAACACACAUAUUUUGCGUAGUUUCCAGUUUUUGUUAAUGGUAAAUAUGUAUUAUUAUCAUUAAUAUUAAUUAUAGUUAUUAAAUUAUAUCAUAAUUAUUAUAGUUUCAUAGGGUAAUUAAUUCAUAAUUAUUUUAUUAUAAAAUUAAUAGAAAAACAUUAUAUUAAUGACCAUGUCGAAUGCUGGGUACACAAUUUUAUUGAUAUUAUGUAAUAUUUAGUAGUUAUUAUAAUUGCCGUUGAUUCAGCUUGACUGCUUUUGUCUGUAUAAUCUGUUUAUUAUUUUUAAUGCAGUGAGGCAUUUAAAAAUUAAAUUAGUACUAAUCUAUUAUUACUAUGCAAUUUAUUAUUCUUAUUUUUCUAAAUUUCAAGAAAUAAACACUCUAGCUUACAUACCUAUAUAUUUUUACUAUAUUAUAUCACAUAAAUAUGUAUACCAUUUUUAGACUUUCAAUUUAAAACAAUGUAAAAUUCAAUUAUAUUUUAUAUAAUUAUAAUUUUUUUUAUUAUGGUGAUUUAUACAUUGAGUCUAUCUUAAUUGGUGCAAUCUAAUUAAAAUAAUGUAUUCACUAGUUUAUAUAAACCUAUUAUUAGCCGAGUUAAAAUCAGUAACUAAUAUUCUUAAUAACCAGGGCUCAGAUUUUAUAGAACUGAAAAUAACUGAAAUAUGUCAUUGAAUAUGAAAUAACAAAUUUUAACAUAAAAACCAUAUAUGGCUUAAAAUAUUUUAAAUUAAGCUAUAAUAUACAAUAAAAACGAUAAAUGACAAAAAAUAAAAUUUAUUUAUUUUUUAAAUUUGUUUAAAUAUUUAUGUAAAUACAUCCGAUAAAAAUGCAUAAAUGUAGACUGUUCUAUGGGUCAUUAUUUGAGACUACUUAAAAAAUAGAUUAAAAUAUGAAACAAAAUUGUAGGUAUUUUUCUUAUGGAUUUGCAUAAAUGAUAGAUUAUGUUAAUUAUUUAUGACAAAUACAAAAUAAAUUAUUAUAUUAUGCAUAUUGGAGAAAAAUAGCACAAUAAAUCUAAAAUAAGGGUACUUUAAAUAUGAAAAAACAGCAAUAUAAACAUUUUGUACUUGGAGUUCUUAGUUUAUAAAACAAAUAUAAAGCUCACUCUACUAUUUUUAACUGUAUCCUAAAAUAUUUCGAAAAUAUUUAAAAUGCUAUUAAAUCCGAGCCUGAAAAUAACCAAAAUAAUUUCAUACAUGCAUACAGUAUGGCAAGAAUUUAUACAUUUGUUUAAUAAAAUUAUUUUUAUAACUAAUAUAAAUUUUCUUUUCUGGUCUUUCUAACUUCAAUUAAAUUAAGUUUGACUAUUUAUUAAAAUUGGUAUCAUAUUGUUAUUUUUACAUUGCUAUUUAAAAUAAGUUGUAUAAUGAUUUUUAAUCAUUGUAGUCAUCUCAUUUUGGCAACUAUGAAAAAAACCGUGCUGGAUUUGAAAAGCUUUAUAGAAAAAUGUCUGACCAAACAUGGGAAAAGGCUAUUGAUCUUGUAAAGUUUAUGGGAAAACGUGGUGCUCACAUGAACUUCCGUUAUCGUAAAGAAGAAAUAAAAGAAAGGGUAUUUAUUACACUUAGUCAUUCAUAAUUAUAUUUUUGAAAAAUAAUACAAUAGUCAAUACUCUCUUAUAUAAUUUGAUAUUUAUUUUUUCCAAUAGCAAAUGGAGUAUGAAUUGUAUGAAUUGGCUAGUAUGGCUAAAGCUUUGGAUAUGCAAAAAGGUUUGGCUGAAGGUGCUCAUUUUCUUCAUGGUGAAGUUACAAGAAGGAAGGAGCAUGAUGCUGAAGUAAACUUAUUACCAUAUUUGUUUUAAUUUUAACAAUAUAAUUGUGUAGUUCCUUAUCUUUUUGAAUAAUGAAUUAAUAUAUUUGUUUAUUGAUAUCAUAGGUGGCUUCAUUUUUGGAGAAUAACUUUGUACAUCAACAUUCUGAAAUUAUAAGAGAACUGUCUGGCUAUACCAAUGAUAUUAAACAACUAAUUGGAAAUCAACCAGAUCCAAGCUUGUCUCUUUAUCUGUUUGAUGAAUAUUUACAAAAAGCUAUUUAAUUAUUUAAAUGCAUAUAUUUUCAAAUAAACAUACCCAAUAUUAUAAUAUUUAAAUUUGUAUUCACACAGAACAAAAAUGUUAUACUUUCAUAGUUAUAAUUAUAAUCUAUGUGUCUAUUAUAUUUUCUAUAAUUAUACUUAAUAAAAAAAAAAAAAACUUAAUAUAUCAUUUAUGCAAUUUAUUAUGCCAUAAUUAGUUAAAUUGUUAAAUUGUAGUUAACAAUUAAUGUUAAUACAAUUUUUUCAGUAUUUUAAUAUUACUUAUAAUGAAAACUACUUUAAUUUUUUUUAGAAUAGAUAGUUAAUUAUGAUAUGGUAUAACUUUUAAUAAAGAAAUAUUUUAUAUUUAUCAUAUGUGAACCGUUUUUUUUGUGUAACAGAUUUCAAAAGUUGUGUUUUUAUAUAUACCUAAUUAACUACUCUAUACCAUACCUAGCAGUGCUUAUCAGAGGGUGUUGUCCUACACAUACAAGGUUGAAUAGUUAUUACUACUCUGGUUCAAACUAUGUAUAGACAAGUAUAUUAUUAUUAAAUACAAAAGGUAAUUGAUAUUUAAAUCGAAAAAUAAAGCAAGUUUAUAAUUUCUUGUUACACAAUAUUAAAAAUACGAGUACUUAAUAUUUGUCAUUUUAAAACCGAAAAUUUAUUUCAACAUUAUUAGUUGUCACAAAACACCAACUGAUUUUGGGCAAGCAUAUAUGUAUCGUUACCACGAAAUUUUGAAGUUUUUUUAAAUAAUAACAUUUUAUACAAUAUU